This is a messenger RNA of Acanthosepion pharaonis, 555 nucleotides long. The record is from the annotation of a GenBank genome assembly. Lineage: Eukaryota; Metazoa; Mollusca; Cephalopoda; Sepiida; Sepiidae.
AUGGGUAGACCGAAGUGUUUCUUUGACGUUGCCAUCGAUGGAAAACCGACUGGUCGGAUCAUAUUUGAACUCUACAACGACAUAGUUCCUAAAACAGCUGAGAAUUUCCGAGCGUUGUGCACUGGAGAGAAGGGCUUUGGCUACAGAGCAUCUACUUUUCACCGGGUCAUUCCCAACUUUAUGCUUCAAGGCGGUGACUUCACCAACCAUAAUGGCACAGGAGGCAAAAGUAUCUAUGGCUCGAAAUUUGCUGACGAGAAUUUCAUCAAGAAGCACGAUGAAGAUGGCCUGCUGUCUAUGGCUAAUGCCGGUCCCAACACCAACGGUUCUCAAUUCUUUAUCACUACCGUACUGACGCCAUGGCUUGAUGGCAAGCACGUCGUUUUCGGCAAAGUUAUCGAAGGGAUGGAUGUUGUAAGAGUUGUGGAAAAGACAGUCAGAUGGCGCCUUUUUUUUCUACGUCCAUUUGCUGCAGUUAAGACAAGCUUAAUAAAACGAUGGCUGACACGAAAACUUCAUACAGGCCUUGAUUUGACAGUCGAAAAUGAAAACUGA